Hyaloscypha bicolor E is the source of this 808-nucleotide messenger RNA. RefSeq lists its product as uncharacterized. Bases 102 to 698 code for a protein of 198 amino acids. The record is from RefSeq and is a predicted model, not a curated record. Lineage: Eukaryota; Fungi; Ascomycota; Leotiomycetes; Helotiales; Hyaloscyphaceae. The transcript has a single exon.
CUUGCUGUAUGUGUCCAACCAUCCCGGCAAUUCCUUCUCUUCUUUCCAGCCCAAGGUAACCCCCAGCCUCGCCUUCACAAGUUUCCCUCACCGCAACUUCCAUGCCACCAACUGCCAUAGCUCUCGUUGUCCGCCGUGACACCCCUUUAGGCGUCGGUGUCAUCGUUGGAGUAGUCAUAGCCUCCCUCAUCUUCCUCCUCUUCCUAGUAGUUUUUCUCUGGUGGGCCCACGCCUCCCACUACCUACCGACCCGCUACUUCUACAUCCGUCACCCCUACUACUUCCCCCACCGACGCCGACACCACCACACCUCAUGCGCCGUAUCCCUCCCCUCCCGCUCCAACAAUAGCGCCAGCUCCUCCAGUUCUGAUUCCUGGCGCCGCUGGUACAGGGAACGAGAACGGCAUCGUCGUCGAAACGCAAGACGGAGGAUGAGAGAGGAUUUUUAUGAUCGUGGGAAUGGCCUGGGGUAUGAGAAUCGUUAUAGGGGAGUCUUGAGCGGUGGAGUUGGGGAAGGGUGGCCAAGUCCUAGAGGAGGGUUUGGGAUGGAGAGAGAUUUAAGGGAGAGGGGGUUGGGUCUUGGUGUUGGUGUUGGAUCGCCUAGGGUAGGGGAAGGGUUGGGAAGGGGAAGAAAUGCGUUUGGACUUGGUGGUGGCUUGGGAGGUGGACUUGGAGCAGGACUCGGUGCGGGAGCUUAAGACUAAAAAUGACCGGAAAAGUUAACUCGAAGUAUAUGCAUAGGAGCCAAACGUAAUUUAGGUGCCUGUCUCUCGGAAUACCAAUUAGUAUUUUCAAAAUCGCGGUAAAA